GGUGCUACUGCCCAGACUUCAGCCCUGGGGGUGCUGUGGGGUUGGGCUGAGCAGCCUCGGCUUGUUACCCAGAGGAGUGGAUGUGGCUGGAUGUGGGCUGGGCUCUCCUGAGUGCUCUUUUUAUUUUCAUAAGUUGAUGUAGCUCUAGCAGGCAGAUCUGGCGCUUCAUCCUCUGCUGACCCUCUGUCAGCCCUGAUGCUGCCCUUGGGGAGCUGGCAGGGACUUCUGGUCUAUUUCUGGGACCAGGUCUGGAGCACUAAAGUUGGGUCAGGCAGAUCCUUUGCCUCUUGCCCUCGGGGUCUCCAUGGAAAAGAGAGCCCUGUUUUCCAGUAUCCAGCUUCAUUGAGGGGGCGGGACCAGCACAGCUGGCUCCUCCCUGGACUAGGGCCUCAAAUACCUGUGGUGCCCUGAUGCCAGAGCUGCUUCCGGACCAAGUCUGGGCAGUAGGUCCUGUGCUGGCACACACCCCCAGGCUGGACCCAGGAUCCCUACUGGACCAGGCCUUUAAGCCUCUGUGAUCACUUCAUCCACAUCCUAGGGCUCACUCUGUGCCAUGGGCGGGCCUGGAGCCCUGCUGGCUGUGCUCUGGGCACUUGGGGCCACUGGAGCUGCUACAUUGCGCAUUGGCGCCUUCAACAUCCAGAGCUUUGGCGACAGCAAAGUGUCUGACUCUGACUGUGGAGGUGUCAUCUCUCAGAUCCUGGCUGGGUAUGAUGUUACGCUGGUGCAGGAGGUGCGAGACCCAGACCUGAGUGCAGUGUCUGCACUCAUGGAGCAGAUCAACAGCAUGUCCAAGCACGAGUACAGCUUUGUGAGCAGCGAGCCCCUGGGUCGAGACCACUACAAGGAAAUGUACCUGUUCGUUUAUAGGAAAGACAAAGUGUCGGUAAUGGAUACGUACCAGUACCCAGACCCCGAGGAUGCCUUCAGCCGCGAACCUUUCGUGGUCAAGUUUUCAGUCCCGGGCUUAGGUGAGGCUGGGCCCCCCCUCUCCGCACCCCUGCCCCCCAUUGGGUCCGCCCCUGACUCCCUGUCCUUGUCGGCAGCCACCAAGGAGCUGGUGAUGAUUCCCCUGCACGCAGCCCCGCACCAUGCCGUGGCAGAGAUAGACGCACUCUACGAUGUAUACUUGGAUGUGAUCGACAAGUGGGGCAUCGAUGACAUGCUGUUCCUAGGAGACUUCAACGCUGACUGCAACUAUGUGCGUGCGCAGGACUGGGUCACCAUCCGCCUGCGCAGCAGCGAGGUCUUUAAGUGGCUCAUCCCAGACAGCGCCGACACCACAGUAGGCAACUCUGACUGCGCCUAUGACCGCAUCGUGGUGUGUGGUGCCCGCCUGCGCAGGAGCCUGAAGCCACAGUCGGCUACUGUGUACAAUUUCCAGGAGGAAUUCAGUCUGAACCAGACUCAGGCUCUUGCCAUCAGUGACCACUUUCCUGUGGAGGUGACCCUCAAGUCACAUUAACAGCACUGAGGCCCAGCCAGGGUGCAUCAGCCACACUCUGGAAUGGCCCCACUGUGGCUCCUUCAGGGUAUCUGCUAUCUCCUAGUGAGGCCACAGGGCAGGGUCUGCUGGGCGUGGACAAGUAGUCAUCCACACAUCAUGGGACCACUGAAGAGCCUGAUUCACCAUCUGUGAGACUUGCUACCACUGUCCACCACAGGGUUGUUGUGAAGAGUCCGUAUGAAGGUUAUUGGCUGCAGUGCUAGGCACAUGUCUGUGAUCAGUAAAUGAGCACAGCUCAGCCAGGACCAUAUAACAAGUUGUUUCCAAGGCAUCUGU
Messenger RNA from Otolemur garnettii (small-eared galago), 1783 nucleotides. RefSeq names its product deoxyribonuclease 1 like 2 (gene DNASE1L2). The record is from RefSeq and is a predicted model, not a curated record. The transcript has 7 exons. The coding region runs from base 554 to 1465 and encodes 303 amino acids. Gene Ontology annotation, cellular component: nucleus. Gene Ontology annotation, molecular function: DNA nuclease activity. Gene Ontology annotation, biological process: DNA catabolic process. NCBI's taxonomy places the organism in Eukaryota, Metazoa, Chordata, Mammalia, Primates, Galagidae.